CCCCUCCUCCUUCUCCUUCCUGUACACAACAAAGCUGUCUGCUUUGGCCUUUGCGCCUCUAAACUGGUUUUAAUAGGCUUGUAUCUAGAUAGAAGUCUACUGACUGCACCCAUGCUUCAUACAAUCCUCUCCACUCACUUCAGUCAUUCCGAAGUUUUGAAACCAAUCAUGGCGACCAAAAUGUAUAAAAACUUGGGAUUCAUUUUGGUUAUGUUAUUGUCAAUGUUUAUGUCGCCGGUGUUUUGCACAGCAGAAGACAACGAGAUAACACAAUACAACGAUCGUCCGAUUGUGGGUAUACUUUCUCAAGAACUGCCACCAAAUGGCAUUCCACCAGAAUGGAAGAAAUACAAAAGUUUUAUUCCUGCGUCUUAUGUCAAAUACAUGGAAAGUGCUGGCGCACGAGUAGUUCCUAUUUGGAUCAACAAAACACGAUCAUACUACGAAAAUAUAAUGAGCCAAGUUAAUGGUGUCCUGUUUCCUGGAGGCAGUACAAACUUUAGUGACAGGUAUCGCUUUGCUGAUGCUGGAGCUAUGAUUUAUGAUAUAGCUAAAGGUUUCAAUGAAAAAGGCGAAUAUUUUCCCUUGUGGGGUACUUGUCAAGGAUUUGAACUACUUGCCUAUCUGGGGGCUAAUCGAACUAAUCCUUUGACAAACUGCAAUUCUUCGAAUGUAAAUCUUCAUCUUGAUUUCUUGCCAGAUUAUGGCAUAAGCAAGAUGUAUGCAAUGGCUCCAAAAGAAAUUAUACAAAUUUUGUCUUCCGAAGAAGUUACUGUCAACUAUCACCGGUUUUGUCUAACUCAAGAGAACGUAACUCGUUACAUGGGAGAUAUUAAUUGGCGUUUAAUAAGCCUUAAUAAAGAUGCUAAUGGAUUGAAGUUUGUAUCUAGUAUGGAGUCAAGAAAAUAUCCCUUUUAUGGUGUUCAGUUCCACCCAGAAAAGUCAAUAUUUGAGUGGUCUCCAAGGCAAAAAACAGCCCACAAUUUUAAUGCUGUUACUGCAGCACAAUACUUUGCAAACUUCUUUGUAAAUGAAGCCCGUAGGAGUCACCAUUCCUUUUGGUCGUCAGAAAAAGAGAAGAACUCCCUCAUCUACAAUUUCACUCCACUUUAUACUGGUAAAGAGGAAAAAUAUUUCAGUGAGCAGUUGUACCUUUUCGAAUGGUAGGUAAUCCGAUCAGCUUUCAAGUUUAGGACACGGUGGUUUAGAAAUUUCUGUCAGAACAUCGUGUAAUAAUUGUCUGUGAUGUUAUUUUUUAAUAAUAAAUACGAUGCCAAACUUUGAUAACGAAAGAAA
Molecule: messenger RNA, 1296 nt
Organism: Frankliniella occidentalis (western flower thrips)
Lineage: Eukaryota; Metazoa; Arthropoda; Insecta; Thysanoptera; Thripidae
Product: gamma-glutamyl hydrolase A-like
Exons: 7
Coding region: 112-1167 (351 amino acids)
Biological process (GO): tetrahydrofolylpolyglutamate metabolic process
Cellular component (GO): vacuole
Molecular function (GO): gamma-glutamyl-peptidase activity
Source: RefSeq, a predicted model, not a curated record